AUGCUUAGAAUUACAACGUAUCGCCAGCUACCAAGGAUUACCUGCUCAAUUCGUUUGGUGGAAGCAGUUAGAUUCACAAGUACAACUCAUGUACCACCAAUUAGAGAAGUUUCUACAAAACAAAAAGACGAAAGAGGCCAUGCUAACUUAGGGCUCCCUAAAGACCAACAAAACUCGCAAAAACCUGGUUUCAAAAUAGGAAACAUGAGUUUCUUGGAUAUAGGUACCCGUGUUUACAACAAUCAAGGUAUCGCAGAGCAAGAUGAUAACAAAUUUACAACCAAACCAGCUUACGUGCAUGCAGAUUUCACAGAAACUGGUCUUCAGAAUGUUGAUUUGGCACAUCAUGUUCCAAAAACCUUGGGAGACAAAGUUUCUUUAAACCUCACCUUGUUUUGUCGUCACUGCUUCGAUUUAGUAACAGGCUAUAAGUGGCCUAAAACAAACGACCCAAAUGAGUUCAAAGGAACUCGAUGGGAAAUGACAGAAAGCAAAUGGUUGACCAGAGUGAUUUUUUUGGAAAGUGUUGCGGGAGUUCCUGGCGCAACGGCAUCUUUCCUCAGACACUUAUAUUCGUUGAGAAUGUUAAAAAGAGAUCGUGCUUGGUGUGAAACAUUAAUUGAUGAAGCUUACAAUGAACGUGUCCAUUUGCUCACAUUUUUGAAAAUAGGAAAACCUUCUUGGUUUACUAGAAGUAUCAUCUACAUUGGUCAAGGUAUUUUUACCAAUGUGUUUUUUUUCAUGUACUUGUUGAAACCAACCUAUUGCCACAGAUUUGUCGGCUAUUUAGAAGAGGAGGCAGUUAAAACCUAUACUCAUCUUUUACACGAUAUGGAUCAACCUGGUAAUUUACCAUUGUUUCAAAAUAUGAAAGUUCCACAAAUUGCUGUUGAUUAUUGGCCAAAUUUGACACAAGAGUCGAGUUUCAGAGAUUUGAUUUUACAAAUUAGAGCAGACGAGUCCAAACACCGUGAAGUUAAUCACACAUUUGCUAAUUUGGAUCAACAUAAAGACAGGAACCCAUUUGCAUUGCAUCUUCCUGAUGAAAACAAACCUCAACCAAAUCUGGGAUUGGAUGUUGUCAAACCAGCAGGUUGGGAAAGAAAGGAUUUGACUUUGUAA
Molecule: messenger RNA, 1122 nt
Organism: Lodderomyces oxycetoniae
Lineage: Eukaryota; Fungi; Ascomycota; Pichiomycetes; Serinales; Debaryomycetaceae
Product: alternative oxidase
Exons: 3
Coding region: 1-1122 (373 amino acids)
Biological process (GO): alternative respiration
Cellular component (GO): mitochondrion
Molecular function (GO): alternative oxidase activity
Source: RefSeq, a predicted model, not a curated record